GAAAAGUCAUUAUAUUCAUUUUUUUUUUGCUAUUGUGGUUUGGGUGCAUUAUACGGAAUGAUUUGAAAAUCUUGUAGAUUUCACAUUUUAAAAAAUUCCAAAAUUUUAUUUCGUAUUCGAUGUAAUAGAGUUUUUCGUGUCAAAGGCAAUCUAAAUAAAAGUUUCGCUCUUGUUCCAAUAUCUAUGAAAAUAUGUCAGCAGUUCCGUUGUUUGUUUGCAAUGCGAAUUUCGCAUGGCUUAUUUCGAUUUGUGUACAGUAUAGCAAAGAGACGAUACGUUCAACAUUCUGCUGUGAAACAUCGCCACGGAGAAUAUCGUGUUUGUGUUUCUGCUUGUGGCCGCAUAAGCUCGGUUGACCAAAGCGAUAUCUAAAGAACCGAUGGCGAGUUCGUGAUGUCUGUAUGUUAUACUUCAGUAUGACGUUUGACAGAACGGACAGUUUACUUGAUUGUAUUGUCAUUAGCCUUAGAUUAUCUAGGUGGUGUUUGCGCUCAAUAUCAGUUGUCAAGUUCAAAGUGAAUAGGAGAGUUGGGUCGCAUACAUCGUCAUCUUUCGGUUGUGUUCAGUCGGAGCUGCGAAAAUCGUAUUCAUAUUGCUGUAUUAGAAACAAUUUCAGCAACGUUUUCAAACCAAUCGGUGUUUAUCACACAGUUUGACAGAUAGCACAAAACAGCAUUGCAUUAUUGAUUGACAGUUUGGCGUGACCAGAAGCACAUCAACACAAUGGAGCAAACGAUCAAUUCAUUGAACGUGGAAGUUGGCGUAUUUUUACGCAAUAUAAAUGCGUAUACCAAUCGCAAAGAUGCUUGCAUCGGCAAUCAAACAGUCGCAUUACUUAUUGAUGCUAUUUCUUGUAUCGAUAAAUUGGUGAACACGGCAAAAAUUGCCGACGAAAUGAUGAACGAAACCAGCAUUGACUUUCUGGACAAUUUGGACGAACGAUACUUUGAAUUGCGUCGAAACAUUGUGUGCCGGAUGUGUAUUGAAACGAUGCCAAUGACAAAAGAUGAUUUUGAAGCACACGUGAAAAAGGUUUCCCAUACAUUCCAAGUACGGAACAUGCAAACACCAUCCACUCAAAAUCUUUUCGAGUCGCGCUCGUCAAAGCUAACCGAUUACAAAGGUCAGCUAGAAAGCAGCCGUUCGGUUACAACUUGUGAUGAAAGCAAUCAAGACAAAUACAGUUCCAACUUUUUUGGCGAUUUGGUAAUUGGCUCAACAACUGAACCGAACGUGAACAAAGCAAAACUGAAUUACGAAAGUGUUUCCGAAACGGUUGAUCGUGCACAACGUGAACAGAUUGAAGAACGAAUGCGCACAGAACGACUACGAGAUAAAAAUGAUGAACAACGCAAAAAGGAAGCAGAUUCAUUGGAACAUGUCAUCGAUGUAAAGUGGAAAGGGGUACGCGUGUUGGAAUCAUCCGACAGCGAAAGUUCGGACAGUUCGGCACAUGGUUUCAAUUAUGAUUCGCUCUACCUUGUGGAGGUUCGGGGUUUGCCACCGUCGACGUCACGACAAGAGGUCAAAGAUUUUUUCAGCGGUGCCAGAAUUUUGAACGGAAUCAAUGGGAUUCACUUCAUUCUGGACGAGAUGUAUCGAAAAUGUGGUCGAGCAUUGGUUCAGUUGGAAUGCAUCAAGGACUAUCAAUCGAUCCACAAAUAUAACAUGAACCGCUUGGGCGGUCGUUGUAUUGAAGUGACGACGGGCAACGUAAAAACGUUCAACGAUAUGAUUGCAAAGCGAAAAAUUCCAUCGAAGGAUCGCGUUAUAUUUGUUGAAGGUUUGCCACACAAAUUCAACGAGCAAAACAUUCGUUUCUUUUUCCAUGGUCUACAGAUUCAACGUAUUCAUGUGGUGCAAAGUGCUUCGAACUGCGCAUAUGUGAAAUUCUCCUCGAUGGACGAUGUAGAAGAUGCGAUCAAGCGAAGUGACAAAAAAUCAACCGUUCGCAUUUAUCGAAGUACCGAUCAACAAAUGCGCUCUUCUUAUCAAGGCGGGCCGAAACAUGAAUCGUUGCCAUCGUCCUCAGAUCUCGACACACAAAAGGAUGACGAUUCGAAAAGUCGCAGUGAUUCGAAAAGUUACAGUGGCGACAGUAAAUUUGUGCGUGUGCGUGGCAUUCCAUGGGAAGUUGACGAAGAUUUCGUCUACAAUUUGUUUCCAGGAUUGGAAAUUGACCGUCGUAAUGGGAUUCAACUGGAAUAUCAUUCAAAAGGUCGUAAUACGGGAACGGCUUUUGUUGAGAUCAAAAAUGCUGCCGAUUUCGAUAUGGCAAUGAAAGCUAAUUUGACAGAUACAAACCGGUACUUGAAAGUGACGAAAGCAACAAAGGCCGAAUUUCUCUUGACCAAAGAAGCCAAUAACUCGUAGAAAAGCUGAUUAUUUUCAUAUUUGACUUUGAAACUUAUCAACUGUUUUUGAAACCACUUCUGAACAACUACAUAAACAUAAGAGAAAAAAACUUAAAAUUGACAAACAAAUUUAAAAAAAUGAAGAAAGAAAUUGCAAUAAACAAAGAAAAAAUUUCCUGAAUAAGAAUAUUGUACCGUGAAAAUAAGCCGGCAAUAAAAUUUUUGAGCUGUUGCUCAUACAUACACUGCA
Sitodiplosis mosellana (orange wheat blossom midge) is the source of this 2604-nucleotide messenger RNA. RefSeq names its product G-rich sequence factor 1-like. The transcript has 9 exons. Lineage: Eukaryota; Metazoa; Arthropoda; Insecta; Diptera; Cecidomyiidae. Gene Ontology annotation, cellular component: nucleoplasm; ribonucleoprotein complex. Gene Ontology annotation, biological process: regulation of RNA splicing. The coding region runs from base 724 to 2373 and encodes 549 amino acids. Gene Ontology annotation, molecular function: RNA binding. The record is from RefSeq and is a predicted model, not a curated record.